This is a messenger RNA of Austrofundulus limnaeus, 2235 nucleotides long. RefSeq names its product shootin 3 (gene shtn3). Lineage: Eukaryota; Metazoa; Chordata; Actinopteri; Cyprinodontiformes; Rivulidae. Gene Ontology annotation, cellular component: cell leading edge; cytoplasm; axonal growth cone. Gene Ontology annotation, biological process: neuron projection morphogenesis; positive regulation of neuron migration. The record is from RefSeq and is a predicted model, not a curated record.
GGGGAGGAGGAGGAAGAGGAGGGUCCACCGGCAUCAGCAGCAGCUCUUCAUCUCUUCAUGUGCUUCUUGGACAGAUAAAAAAAAAAAAAGUGCUGCAGAAACAUCAUAUUUCUGUAGAUUUAUUCUGUUUUUGAUGAGAUUAGAAGACCGGAAGUGGGAUUAUUUCUCCACUUUUUGUCCUGGAAAUGCUCCCCUGCUCUUCAUCCGCGCAGAUGGAGGGAUGUGAGGAAGAGGAGAGGGACGCGCACAUGGAAACAGAGUGUCUCAGAUGGUGAUCGAGGAGGUGGGAGUUCUGCAGACUCAGCUCGAGAUCGAAAAGUCGUGUCGGGAGAAUGCAGAGGCCCUGGCCACCAAGCUGAACUGUGAGAACAGGAAGUUGAAGUACCUGAGCCUGACGUCACGGCCCUGUCUGGACGAGCUGCUCCCCAGCAUCUCUGACUGCGUCGCGCUGGAAGCUGACGGAGACGCUGUGGACAUCAGCCCCGACACCGUCACUCAGAACCAGCUGCAGGUGAAAGAGCUGAGGGAGACGAUCAACAGUCUGCUGGAGGAGAAGAAGAAGUUUGUCUGUCAGAUUCACGAACAGCAGCGGCAGAUAGAGGAGCUGAGUGCACAGUCACAGAAGAAUCAAGCAGAGAUGAAAGAACUUGGUGAAGCUCUGGAGCAGCAGAACAAAACCAUCAAGAGAUUCAACAGAGUUUCCAUGAUGGCUGCUCAGGAGUACGAUGGGCUGAAGGAGCAGCUCGACUUGGAGCAGAACCUCCGAGUCAAAGCUGAGAGUUACGCACACGAGAUGCUGGUGAAGCAGAAGGAGGCCAACAGGCAGAGCAUGCUGCUGCUGCAGAGCGCCGAGCCCAGCGUCCUGCUGCUGAAGGCUCUGGAGGACAUCGCCUCGGUCACCAAGACCCUGGAGGAGGAGCGUCUGCUGCAUCAACAGCAGGUGCAGAACCUGGAGGCGCAGCUGGAGGACAGCUGUGUGAAGAAGCAGCUGGAGGAYCUUCAGAGGCAGCUGGAGCUUCUGGAGGAGGAGAAGAAGGAGACGGAGGGACGGCUGCUGCAGGCGGAGAAGAAGAACGACGAGCUGCAGAAAAGAGUCUUCGAGCUCCAGGAGUCUCAGAAGGAGAACAAGGUCACCACAGCCCUUCCUCCGCCGUCACCUGGGGUGGCCCCGCCUCCAACUCCUCCCCCACAGCCGCCCCCUCCCAGCCGAAGGCGUGGACGAGGUGAAGGUGAAGGCGGUGAACGAGAUGAUGGAGCGGAUCAAACUCGGCGUCGUCCUGCGUCCCGUCAAAAGUCAGGACACAAAGAGAGCUGCAGUAAAACCCCCGCCCUGUGAGGACAAACAGCAGGAGAGCGCCAUGGACGAGCUGAAAGGCAUCCUGGAGACGGUGAAGAGGAGCCCCAGCCGAGGCUCCCAGGACUCGGGGCCGCCGGCGCCCGCGGCGGUGAAGAAGGACAGCGAGCUGGAGUUGAUCCUGAGGCGCCGACGCAACAAGGCUGGAGAGAAGGGCUCAGGAGAUGAGCGGGAUGGACAGAUGAGCCACGUAUCGUCCUCRGACAGCAUCGACGGGAGACGAGCCAGCAGCGACUCCAGCAAAGACUCAGAGGGACCCGGUGUCUCCGUGGACCCGGCUGGGCCCAGGCUCGGUCCGGAGAGGCGGGGCUCGGGACCGGGGCCCAUGGUGGUCCAGAGGAAGAGCUGGGACCAGGACAGGAGGUCCUGCAGCUCUCUGCCGGACAAGGAAUCAGCCGAGGGUCUCRGCAGCAACGGCUGCUUCAGCAGCAUCGGGUCAGAGGACCGCAUCGAGUCAAACGGAGUGGAGCACACAGAGACCGGCGAGGACCCACAGACCGUCUGCAGCGAGUCCGUUACCAGCAGCGCCGAGUGCUGAGAGCCCGAGUUUCACCGAUCAGAACCUGACGUGUUUUUAAACGACCAGGAACUGAUCGGAUCAGAACCCUGAAACACGUUUGCCUUUUCUGCUCGGAUCAAAACCAAACUAAUGUUUGUUUUCUUCUUUUCAUGCAAACUAACCUGCAGCAGAAACAAGUGAACCGGGUCGGAAAUCUGUCUGAGUUCAGAACAAAACAAACAAACAAACAAACAAACAAACAAACAAACAAACAAUCAAUAAGGGAAAAGGUUCUGAAAGUUUUAGAUGCAGAAUCUCAAAUCAGCUCCAGAUUUUCCACACAAAAACCUGCAAACCAUCAAAAAGAUUCUGAAAAAAAAAA